Molecule: messenger RNA, 348 nt
Organism: Colletotrichum graminicola M1.001
Lineage: Eukaryota; Fungi; Ascomycota; Sordariomycetes; Glomerellales; Glomerellaceae
Exons: 2
Coding region: 1-348 (115 amino acids)
Source: RefSeq, a predicted model, not a curated record
AUGAGCCUGGCCUUGCAUAACCGCGACGUGGGUAUCACCGGCGCGAUUGCCCUGCUGCAGCUGCCCUGUGAGUGCACCGAGCCCUCGGCCGGAAGCAGACAAGACAUGAGCCCUGUUCCGCAGCAAGCGACGUCAAACUACCACGACGCGCAACAGGUCCAGCCUCUUGACUACUCUGAGCCUUGUCUCAGUCGCGGCAUCCGAGGGAUCGAGACCCUUUCUCGGGAGACGCGGAGCUCUUACCCGCGCAGCCUCGAAAUCAACCUCGCGACUCUCAAGACAAGGGCUGGCAAGAGGUUGAAGGACAUCAAGGAGCUGCGCAACGCCGAGGCCAUUGGCUCAGCCUGA